Dermochelys coriacea (leatherback sea turtle) is the source of this 4193-nucleotide messenger RNA. It is a transcript of the gene KLHL31, whose product is annotated as kelch like family member 31. The record is from RefSeq and is a predicted model, not a curated record. Gene Ontology annotation, cellular component: cytoplasm; nucleus. Gene Ontology annotation, biological process: negative regulation of protein phosphorylation. The coding region runs from base 430 to 2334 and encodes 634 amino acids. The transcript has 5 exons. Gene Ontology annotation, molecular function: protein binding. NCBI's taxonomy places the organism in Eukaryota, Metazoa, Chordata, Testudines, Dermochelyidae.
GCCAGAGCCCUGGGCGACGCAGGCCAGGCAGCGCUGAAGGGCUGUCUGGGGAGUUCUGGCCCCCGCCUCGCCUUUUCCACCCUUCAGGGGACCCAGAGCCACCCCUCCAACCUUGCCCAGGACCCUGGUCGCCCUGCAUUGGACCAUAUAGAAAUAAGACUGAUAGUGGCAUUGCAAGCUUCCCUGAAUCACUACCUUGUCAACUGUAUCAACCCUACUCUGGAGAUACUUCUUGCAGAAGUGAAAGGAUUCUGUGUCCAUUCAGUAUCUGAAAAAUGUCAGUUGGUGCCAGUCACGAUGGAGAUUUGUUUGUUUCUGAGAUGUGGACAGCUGUCAGGAACAGACAUUCCUACUGACACCUAGUUGGACAGCUGUAGACAGUGCAUUGCUGAGGAAGCAAGCUCUUGGCUGUGAUAUUCCAUUGCAGUCAUGGCGCCUAAAAAGAAGAAUGUAAAAAAAAACAAAGGCGAUAUCAAUGAGAUGACUAUAAUUGUGGAGGAUGGCCCCCUAAGUAAACUAAAUGGUUUGAAUGGGUUCUUAGACGGAGGGAAUGGUUUCAGCUGCAUCUCAGCUGAGAUUUCUGAUUCUUUUUAUAGCCCAAAUCUCUUGGAAGGGCUAAGCAGAAUGAGGCAGGAAAAUUUUCUUUGUGACUUGAUUAUUGGUACCAAAACCAAAUCCUUCAAUGUUCACAAGGUGGUGAUGGCUUCAUGCAGUGACUACUUUCAUAACAUUUUAAAGAAAGAUCCAUCUACUCAAAGAGUAGAUCUCAAUGACGUAUCCCCAUUGGGCCUAGCCACUGUUAUCACCUAUGCUUACAAUGGAAAGCUAACUCUUUCACUCUACACAAUAGGUAGUAUAAUUUCCACAGCAGUCUAUCUUCAGAUUCACACCCUUGUAAAGAUGUGCUCUGAUUUUUUGAUGCAAGAAAUCAAUGUUGAGAACUGUAUGUAUAUUGCCAAUAUUGCAGAGACAUAUGGACUAAAAAACACAAAAGAAGCAGCCCAGAAAUUUAUUAGAGACAACUUCAUUGAGUUUUCAGAAACAGAUCAGUUCUUAAAACUUACUUUUGAUCAGAUCAAUGAACUCCUUGCAGAUGACGACUUGCAGUUGCCUUCUGAAAUUGCUGCAUUCCAGAUAGCAAUAAAAUGGCUGGAAUUUGACCAAAAAAGAGCAAAGUAUGCUGCAGAUCUCUUGGGCAACAUUCGUUUUGGUACCAUCUCUGCUCAAGACUUGGUCAAUUAUGUUCAAACUGUACCAAGAAUGAUGCAAGACACAGACUGCCACCGACUUCUAGUGGAUGCCAUGAACUACCACUUGCUUCCAUAUAAUCAGAAUACACUGCAGUCUAGAAGAACAAGGAUCCGUGGAGGUUUCAGAGUCCUAGUUACUGUUGGGGGACGCCCAGCAUUAACAGAAAAGUCCCUUAGCAGAGACAUCUUAUACAGAGAUCCUGAUAAUGGAUGGAAGAAGCUAACUGAAAUGCCUGCUAAAAGUUUUAAUCAGUGUGUGACUGUGAUGGAUGGAUUUCUCUAUGUGGCUGGUGGUGAAGACCAGAAUGAUGCCAGGAACCAGGCCAAGCAUGCUGUCAGCAAUUUCUGCAGAUAUGAUCCUCGUUUCAACACAUGGAUUCAUCUGGCCAACAUGAAUCAGAAGCGCACCCAUUUUAGCCUGAAUGUAUUCAAUGGCCUCCUUUUUGCAGUGGGUGGUCGCAACUCUGAAGGGUGUCUAUCCUCAGUUGAAUGCUAUGUGCCUGCAGUUAACCAGUGGCAAAUGAAGGCUCCACUGGAGGUAGCAAGGUGCUGCCAUGCCAGUGCAGUCAUAGAUGGUAGAAUCCUGGUCACAGGAGGUUACAUAAACAAUGCUUACUCCCGCUCUGUGUGCAUGUAUGACCCCAGCAAUGAUAGCUGGCAGGAUAAGUCCACCCUUAGCACUCCAAGAGGAUGGCACUGUGCUGUUUCCCUUGGGGAGAGGGUCUAUAUCAUGGGUGGGUCCCAACUGGGCGGUCGGGGUGAAAGGAUUGAUGUCCUCCCUGUUGAAUGCUACAGUCCUUAUGCUGGCCAGUGGAACUAUGCUGCUCCCCUGCCAACUGGAGUGAGCACUGCAGGGGCCUCCACUCUUAAUGGGAAAAUUUACUUGGUGGGUGGCUGGAAUGAAAUAGAAAAGAAAUAUAAGAAGUGCAUUCAGUGCUAUAAUCCAGAUCUUAAUGAAUGGACUGAGGAAGAUGAGUUGCCUGAAGCCACAGUAGGAGUAUCUUGUUGUACCAUUGCCAUGCCCAAUAACAAAACAAGGGAAUCCAGAGCUAGCUCAGUAUCUUCUGUGCCAGUUAGUAUUUAAACAUUAUAAUUAGGUUUCAGCAAGAAUAAAUAAAAAACUUCUAUUUACACAGCUGUAUAGUUAACCCUUUAAGUAGCUUUCUCUGCUUAUGUGGGGCGGGAAAUUACCAUUGUAAAAAUUUUAAUUUUACAAAACUGGCCAAUUUUCAUGAUCUUUAAAUUCAUGGUGUGAAACAACAUCUUUAAGAUACAGUGAAUUUACUUAGUGGGGAUAUAAUGUUGUGCCACAGUUAGAACAGGGACUCAGUCCUAUCCCUAACUUUGCCACUGACUUGCUGUGUUACUUUUGGCAAAUCACUUAACUUCUCUCUUCUUCAGUUUCCUCAUCUGUAAAAUGGGAUAAUAAUCAAUUAAUGUUUUAAAGUGCUUUGAGACUUUGGGAUAAGAGGCACUAGGGAACAGCCAAGGAUUAUUAUUAAUAAAUCUCCACAUAUUAAUAAUAUGCCAUUGCAUCAUAAAGUUGGUCAGUUUUGUUCUCUCUAGAGAUUUUAUAUAUGGUGAAAGAUAUUUAAUGACAAUUUAUUGCACAUAUAAAGUAUGAAAUAUAUAUUUUCCCCUCUGGGUAGUGAUGUCCACAAACAAGUCUUCAAAAUUCUCUCCUUCUUUUAGAAAGGAGGUUCCCAUGAUUUACGAUGUAGACAUUUAAUUUUUAUAGGUAGAUCUGUGACAGGGAUUUCAAGAGCCAAACUGCACAAAUACAGAAGAUUAUCUGUCCAUUAUGGGCCAGUCGUGAGGGCCUUGCUCAGGGCAUCCUCCACACAUACAAAGGGGAGAUUUCACCUCUGUUACAUACUCACUGGAAAUCACUCCAUGGGGACUUUGCAGCGUACAAGGUCAGCAGAGGUGGAAGGGGCAGGCCCAUCAAUAGUCUUGCUUCUACAGGUUCCCACCUGCAGAGGAAGAGGAACACAUUACAAGUUAAUAUAUCCCAAAACAGUUUUCUGUGCUGUAAAAGAAACCCACUCUAGAGGUGUCUGGGGCAACCACCAUUGAGAAUCCCAGGAAGCAGAACUCCUGCUUGGAGCUAGCCAGAACUGCUGGUGCCAAAAGCAGAGUGGAUACAAAAAUUACCUUUUCUGUUUAGUCCAACAACUUCCAAUUGGAUUAAGGAAUAAGGACUGAGUAAAGGCUGCAGAAUUUGGUCCACCGCACAGAUCUGGGUAGGGAAGAGUCAGUCAUAAGGUAAAACUCUGGAUUGAAAUGGAAUAGGUUUUCCAGACUAUUAAUGAUGCCUCCAUUACCAGUCACAGACACAGUAUCCCCAAAACUAAGCUUUUCCUGGCCUUACCUUUUGUGUAUCAUAGAAGUGUAGGAUUGGAAAGGACCUCAACAGGUCAUCUAGUCCAGUCCCCUGCACUCAAGGCAGGACUAAGUAAUAACUAGAUCAUUCCUGACACAGCUCCUUGUGCUGCCUUGAACACAGCUCUUUGUGUAAUGUGACUUUUUAUUGCAUUUUUGCCAAAGACUUAGGGUGAAAUCUUGGCCCCGUGGAAGUCAAUGGAAGUAUUGCCAUAGCCUUCAGUGGGGCCUGGAUUUCAUCCUUACUCUCUACAAAUUACUCUCUAAGAAUUGCUACCUUGGUUUCAGCACUGUGCAUGGACAAUUAAGCAUGCAAUGGCUGCUAAUUUUCAUUGAAAAUGGGACAUGCACACCCAGUUUCCUCUGCAAUGUGCCUAGAAUUGACAUCUAAAGAUCCUGUUAUUAAUAAAGAUUUACACACCCUUCAGCUGGGAGGAAAUAAGCAAUUAAAUGAACUAAAAUGAUUAGGUAAGAAGUCACUCAAAACAGGAAGAACACAUUCUUAUACAGAUUCAUACAGCCUUCACAUACAAUUUUCUCUGAAUACAAUGAACACCUCAA